Messenger RNA from Aspergillus japonicus CBS 114.51, 963 nucleotides. RefSeq lists its product as uncharacterized. The record is from RefSeq and is a predicted model, not a curated record. The transcript has a single exon. Bases 123 to 887 code for a protein of 254 amino acids. NCBI's taxonomy places the organism in Eukaryota, Fungi, Ascomycota, Eurotiomycetes, Eurotiales, Aspergillaceae.
AAAAAAAAAAUUCGUGAGCAGGUCCAGGCCAGCGCCAGGCACCAGGGGCAAGAAAGAAAGAGACUUUGGUUCAUCCCACCCACAGUGCAAGGUUCAAUGCAAGGACAAUUGCAUUGCCAUCCAUGGCCUGGCAGUUCUUUCCAGCCUUAUCCAGUUUUCCAGCUGAUCAUCAACACAAGAAAGACCUCACUCACAGCCUUCCGUUCCAUGGGCCACACUCCACUCGGCAACAACCGCUUUGGGCAAAGAUUGUUGUCGAUUCUCGGGGCCGACGUCGACCAUCAUCUUCAAUUGAACCACGGACCACUACCACUACGUACGUGCGAGUUGGUAGUGAGUGGCAGACUUACACAGUCUUCCGCUUACUCGACAAGAUGAACUACAACAAUCUGGCCCAUCCCUCCCCCAGGAAAUUCACAUCCGCUGGCAAUACUGGAUCUGAACUGGGAAACCCCAGUAAGCCAGCUCAUGUAAAAGUGGAUAUCAAAAAGAGGGAAAGUUCGCCACCUCCUAUAAUCCCCAGUAUGCCUGCCUCGUUCAACUGCACUGUAGAGUUCUCCGUGGCUUCAGAACCCAUGCAUUUAGCCUGCGCACCAGACCAAACCCCCUUCCCUACUGGAACUAAAAGCGUGACGGGGAAUUCUCCGUCUCUCAAAUGCAUACUUUCGGAGAUACGGAUGGAUAGUCGAAAAGUCAAUGCCCUCCAACCUUUUUCGCUGGUAGCACUAAACAUCCUUGGGUCUCGCACGAAACGCUUAUUAUCGCUGAUCAACUGUCAACAGGUGGCUAUCCUCUCUGCACAGACUUGGAUCGUACUGUACCAAACUCUCUGUGAAAGUCAGUCGGCACCAGCAUUCGGCGCGAUUGGCCCUUUGGCGUGUUUUUGAGUCAAUUUGGGAUACGAUGGAAGGAUCUCAUCGCGGAUGUCGGCACUGCAAAAUAACUUACCUUUUGAUAGUAGAC